Molecule: messenger RNA, 660 nt
Organism: Fusarium sp. VM40
Lineage: Eukaryota; Fungi; Ascomycota; Sordariomycetes; Hypocreales; Nectriaceae
Source: the annotation of a GenBank genome assembly
AUGCCUACGAUAUCUAUAACCGCCAUAUCAGACCCCGUCUGUCCCUGGUGUUUCAUCGGUGCCCUCCGCCUCUCCCGCGCCAUAACCCUCUAUCUCAAAACUGUCUCGUCCAGCGACACCAUCGCCACAAAAUGGCACGCCUACCAACUCAACCCCAACACCCCGACGCAGCCCCUUGUCUCUAAGAUAGCCUCGCAAUGGGGAGCUGAUCAAGUCCCCUCCGUGAAAGCUCGGCUGAAUGGUAUUGCCAGGAGGGAAGGGCUGGAGUUCAACUUUGACUCGGUGAUUGGGAAUACGAGAGAUGCGCAUCGCUUGGAAAAGCUGGGUAGGAAGGUUGGCUGUGAGAUGGAGGUUGCGCUGGAGAUUAUGAGGAUGUAUUUCUUGGAGGGAGGAGAUGUCACUAGUAAGGAGGAUUUGGCUGGUGCGGCGGAAAGGGCGGGUGUUGAUAGAAAUAUAGCGAGGGAGUGGUUGGAGGGGGAUGAUGGUGGUGAGGAGGUUGACGCUGAGGUUUUGGAGAUGCAGAGGAUAGGCGUAAAGGGUGUGCCGCGGUAUAUAAUCAACGGAGAGUUUACUGUGGAUGGUGCUGAAGAUGUCGGGGACAUUUUGGAAAAGCUUGUUCUGGCGCGCGAUGAGGCUGCUGAAGAACCAGUAGCCUUGUAG